AUGAUCAAUGUUAAGAAGUUUGAGGAGAUCAAAGGAUCCAUUCAGGCGGGGUUGGAUAAUAUCAACAAGCGGUACAAUCAUAUCGGUGAUAAUGAUGCUCUGUUCAUUUGUAUGGUACUUGAUCUGAACUACAAGACGGCAUACUUCGAAACCGCAUGGGACCCAUCUGAAUACCAAGCUGGGCUGGACGCAUUAGAUAACACGGUAAGUGAGAUCGUUGUUCCGGUUGCUGCAGGUUCUGUUGUAAGUACUGCUAAUACUUUGGCAUCUUUACGUCCCACCCAGCAUGGCAACAGUUGGAUGCGCAGCAUGAUCCAGGCUCACCGCAAUGAGGAUGGUGCAAUUCGUGAUCCUUGUGCUGAACUUAGAUCAUAUCUGUCGGACCCGUUGCCUUUAGAGGACACAGAGAUUCACGAUAUUGUUGCGUGGUGGGGGUUGAACAUGCACCGGUUUCCAACUUUGGCACGUAUGGCCCGUGACUACCUUGCCAUUCAGGGUUCGGCUACUGCGUCUGAACGGGCAUUCUCCAGCAGGGCACUGACGGGUACAAAGCAUCGCAACCGCUUAUCUCCGAAGCUCUUUGAAGCGCUCCAGAUCUUGAAGAGUGGAUACCACAACAGACAUAUUGCAGCAAGUGACGAGGCUCGUGCUCAUGCUGUGAAUGAAUUUGAGCUAAAUGUCUUGGAUGGUGACAACGACAAUGUAUUUCUCAUUGAAUAG
This is a messenger RNA of Mycena citricolor, 720 nucleotides long. NCBI's taxonomy places the organism in Eukaryota, Fungi, Basidiomycota, Agaricomycetes, Agaricales, Mycenaceae. The record is from the annotation of a GenBank genome assembly.